AUAUCCCACCUACUACUACUACUACUACCCGCUGGUCAUUAUUUUUAUAUUUCUGAUAUUUUCCGUCGUUUGCUCAUGUUUUUACGUUAGUACCAUGCGAAUGGUACCUACUAGGCUACCUAGGACCUAGGCUGUUUGGCUUUGGACAGUCAAUUACAAGAUAAUCAGAGAUCAUGUUGAGCUUGAAACUCUGCAAAUCUGAAAGGACUCUGCAUAUGGUUAUCAGUAAUACUUAUUUUUAUUACCAUCAUUUAUUGUCUGGUAUCCAUACAAGUAUACCCCGUAUCGUAGAAAGUUCAAAUUCUCACUGUGAUAGUAGCAAUGGAAAAUUAGAUGUGUUUGUCAAAGGAAUAAAGUUAAGAAACAAACGUACUAAAGUUUUGAGUGACCAUCAACCAUCUGUUCGAUCUAGAAAAUUAUUAAAAGGGAGACCAGAGGUCUCCAAAAUUAAGCUGCUUACAGUUGGAAGUAUAGAAAGCAGUGGGAAUACUAGGACUAACACACAAACUAAAGUGUGGGAUUCAGGUACAGCAAGAGAUAGACCCUCAUUAGAGCCUCCUAGUGGGAAAAUUGAACUAAAUGUGUGUACAGAUGAAAAUUUUGUUAAACGUGAUAUAUCCAGAAAAGAUGGAGUGGGAAAUCUAAAUCAAGAAAAUAUUAAACCAGAUGAUAGUAAAUUUUCAAUCACUAGCACUAAAAGUGAAAUAACUCAAAGGACACAUUUUCUGGAAGACAAAACAACUGGUCAAGUGCAGAAAAGUGCAGUCAAGGUUUCUGACAAACCAUGGAAAAUUAGAGUUGAAGAGCAAUUAAUGUUAACUCAACUUAUCAGUUCUGGCAGAGUAGUUGAAGCUCUAUCCCAAAUUGAAGAUUACAAAAAACAAAAUAGGGUGGUGCCAUUCAGGUUAUUCCGUUACUUUUGUGGCUGUGCGUGCACCCAAGGAUUAGUAAACGAAAUUUAUAGGGUGAAAGAAGUGGCCGAAAAAAUCCACCCUCUUUUAUAUAAAAAGCACUUGUGUUUUGACAACUACCUGGCAAGUGCCUAUUGUUACUGUGGAGACUUUAGUAGAUCACUUGAACAACUUCUGUCUUUGUAUCAUGAAACUCCAAAAGGAGCCAAAAAGUUAAAAGAUGCCGUUUCCCUCAUAACUAUCAAUAUCUUGAAGUCCAAUGAAGAGGAGAAUGAGCAGAUGGUUUUAAAAUUUGCAGAAGAUUUGGCUACAACCAAAGGAAUACUGUACCCAGCAUUGUCAGUCUGGCGUUUUUGUUUUUGCAGCUCCUUAUAUCGACACCAGAUGAUUGCAAAAUAUUUGCUUGAGUCCUUUCCUGAGUUAAGUGAAUUGCUGCCUCAGAAACUUGAGCCUAUUAUAUCUAAAUCAUACAUUGAAGCCAACUUGGAUCUUCUGCAUCGAACAUUUCAGUUAUUAUUACAGCAUGAAUUUACUCAAUUUUAUGCUUCAGCUACAUCUGCUUUAUUAUAUCAUCAGUGUGAAAUGGGUGAUGUGGCAGGAGUAAACCAAACCCUGAAAUUUGCACUUAUGUUAAAAGUGUACUUGAAGCCUUCUCAGAUUCAGCGAUUUCUUAGUCUCCUUGCCUAUCGCAGUAAACCAGCACCAAUGCUGCUGUUGGAUAUGAAAUAUAAAUUCCCUCCAAGACCCUUGCCUCAUCACACUCCAGAAUUCCAGUACAAAUUUUAGCAGUGUUAAGUUUUUUUUUUCUCCAAAGGUCAACACUGUAACAUGCUUGGUGGUAAAUACAUUAUUUAUAUAUGAAAACAGG
Molecule: messenger RNA, 1779 nt
Organism: Macrobrachium nipponense
Lineage: Eukaryota; Metazoa; Arthropoda; Malacostraca; Decapoda; Palaemonidae
Exons: 7
Coding region: 174-1697 (507 amino acids)
Source: RefSeq, a predicted model, not a curated record